This is a messenger RNA of Ylistrum balloti, 2130 nucleotides long. Its product is annotated as folylpolyglutamate synthase, mitochondrial-like. Bases 1 to 1878 code for a protein of 625 amino acids. Gene Ontology annotation, cellular component: mitochondrion; cytosol; cytoplasm. The record is from RefSeq and is a predicted model, not a curated record. The transcript is spliced from 15 exons. Gene Ontology annotation, molecular function: tetrahydrofolylpolyglutamate synthase activity; ATP binding. Lineage: Eukaryota; Metazoa; Mollusca; Bivalvia; Pectinida; Pectinidae. Gene Ontology annotation, biological process: tetrahydrofolylpolyglutamate biosynthetic process.
AUGAAUAACAUGGUGAGAUCUCUUCCCAAACUAGCUGCAAAUGUCUCCAGUGACAUUAGUAAGAAAUACGAGGUUUGGUGGAGAAUACAGGAGGCGGUUAAGAUGCUCAACACCCUCCAGAGUAAUGCACAGACUAUACAGAAAAUCCGUAAGGAACGAAACUCCCUCUCUCACCUCAACAUCCCAAACAUGAUCAAGUAUGCCGAGCGAGUGGGAAUUACUCUGGAUGAUAUUGACAGUUUGAAUGUGAUACAUGUCAGUGGUACAAAGGGCAAGGGAUCAACUUGUGCCUUCACUGAAAGUAUCCUUCGUCAGUAUGGCUACAGCACAGGCUUCUUCAGUUCCCCACAUUUGGUCGAAGUUCGGGAGAGAUUUCGCAUCAACGGCAUGCCAAUUUCACGAGAAAAAUUUGCACAUUACUUUUGGGAUGUAUAUCACAAGCUAGAAGCCUCAAAGCAGCAACAUGAUGGGGCUAUGCCAGCUUACUUUGCAUUUUGUACCAUUAUGGCAUUCCAUGUGUUUCUCCAAGAAAAGAUUGAUGUGGCCAUUAUGGAGGUCGGUAUUGGAGGUCAGUAUGACAGUACAAACCUCGUACGAAAACCUGUGGUAUGUGGAGUUAGCUCCCUUGGACUGGAUCACACAGCCAUGCUGGGAAACACCAUUGAAAAGAUAGCCUGGCACAAAUCUGGGAUUUUCAAGUCAGGAGUUCCAGCUUUCACUGCACCACAAGUAUCACCUGCUCUACAGGUUAUCAAGGAAAGAGCACAGGAGAUAGGGAGUCCUCUUCGCAAGAUACUACCUUUGGAGGAUUUAGAUUUGCAGGGAAGAAAUCUAGAACUCGGUAUUGAAGGUAACAUGCAGAAAGUGAAUGCAGCCCUGGCAAUACAGCUUUCUAAAACCUGGAUAGAGGAAAGGAGAGACAGUACCCAGAAAGAGGAUUGCAGAGGUAAUAAUUGGUGUAACAGAGAUGAAGAAAUGUGUCAGGGUCUAGCUUUGUGUAAGUGGGCUGGUCGAAAUCAAUCUAUAAAAAAACACCGACUGACUUAUUACCUGGAUGGAGCUCACACCUUAGAAAGUAUGGAGCAAUGUGUUGAGUGGUUUCAGUCUGUAUCUGAACAAGAAGCUGACACUAUAAGAGGAAAGGUUGUCAAGGUGAUUAUAUUUAACACAACAGGAGAUCGGGAUCCAUCCAUCCUGAUAACACCACUUACCGAUUGUCAGUUUGACCUGGCUGCAUUCUGUCCAAAUAUUGCCUUCAGCAAUUGCAACACUUUAGGGAAGAAUGGAGAUCUCACUAACAACACAGUCACUACAGAGAGCCAACAUUCCAGGUGUCUCCAGAACAAGGAAUGCUGGAUAAACGUUUAUCAGUCGAGAACCUCCGAGGCAGCUUUCACAGAUGGGAUCACCAACUUUUCUUCUAAACGUACACUUCAAAACAGGAACUCAAAAGGACAAACAAACGGGGCCAAUAAGAGAUUAAAAACAAACCACAAUGGCGAUACUAUGUCACAAUCAGGAAAUCAGAAUUCUUCAAGAUUGCCAAAUGAAGUUUCUAGUGAUCAUGAAGAUAGCCUCUCCAAAUCUGUGAUAAAUAAUGAAUCUGUUGAUGCAUCCAGUCAGAAAUCUGAACAAAUUGACUGUGAUUGUCCUUUAACAUGUGAAAUGGAUGUUAAUUCUAAAGUCUUUCCAUCUAUAUAUAAUGCACUUCAGUGGGCCACCCAAGGUCGUGACCCACUAGUUGUCGAUGAUAAUGAACUUGAUUUAAAUGAGAUUCCUGAAGACUUAAGGGACCCUGCCCAUAUACAGGUCCUGAUCACAGGAAGUCUUCAUCUUGUAGGCGGGGUGCUUAGAGCCGUUGGGCCAGACUACAACUAAUGAGUGCAUAGCUGUUUGUGUAAACAUUUGUCAGUCUGGAAUACAUCUUCUAAUGUGUGUGUGGCUCACAUCGUAAUUCCAGGUUGUAGGGCAGUCAGUCCUGAUAACAUUUUGUUUUGUAUGUGUCACUGGACAUCUAAAACUGUAAUCUACAUGAAAUUUACUCUCAGCCUGUCAGUCAAUUUGUAUAAUUUUCACUUCUUCACCUGGUAAUAUUGUAUCUGCAUAACAUGAAAUGUUUCAGGUGUGAUU